Messenger RNA from Cucumis melo (muskmelon), 2438 nucleotides. Its product is annotated as cysteine desulfurase 1, chloroplastic-like. The transcript has 5 exons. The coding region runs from base 1990 to 2238 and encodes 82 amino acids. The record is from RefSeq and is a predicted model, not a curated record. Lineage: Eukaryota; Viridiplantae; Streptophyta; Magnoliopsida; Cucurbitales; Cucurbitaceae.
UGUUUGCAAUUAUGGACCUGUUUUCGCAGUGUAUACAACCGAGAGGCAUUCUGUCGUUUCGAGUAAAGGGUUUGAGUUGUAUCCCACAAAUCUUUUGCUGUGGCAGCAGAUAGUAGAGGCUUGUCGAUCUGUGGUUCCAUACUAUUAAUCAACAUGGACCGAAUAAGUGAGUCCUCCCCUUUCCAAAGUCGUUCCAAGGCGUCUCCUGGUAGAGGACGUACAGUCCCUCCAGUUAAGAAGUCGAACUGGUGGCGACCUUCGAGGAACAUCUUUAUUGAUUGGGACCAAGAAAAAUAAUUUUGCCCAUUUAAUUUUUCACCUGAAAAAUUCUCUGUAGACGAACCCAAAGAGCCAGUUAUAUAAUUUGACAGUAAAUUAGGGAACGAAGUUAUCGGGUUCUUGGAAUACAUCGGUAACUCGGUUGGUUUGAAAUGCAUCAAAGACUCACCCGCUUCAAUGUUUGAUCUGUUCUAAGGUUGAUUAAUUCCGUUACCAGAAAACAACGGUUGCUGUAAAGAGUCAACGUACAGCGGAUGCUUACUGUACAGAUUUGAAAGAUUUACGGUUGAGGGUUGCUGUCCGGAGCUCAUAGGCGGCGCGUGAGGAUGCGAAUGCCCGGAAGGGCUUGACGGUUGGACAUCCGACGGCGCGUAAAAGGGAAUGGGCUGGGCGGUGAGAUGAAACGGCCCAUGCGCUGGAGAGAAGCGGCGCAUGAAGCAUCUUCUGGUCAGACGGUGGCUCGUACGACUGCGAAACCACUCCCGUUGGGUAGAUCGGCGGUUUCUGUAGGUUUUGAAGCAGUUUCUCCAUGGCGGCAGCGACGACAGUGACGGGUUCAAUUUCGAUCUGGGUUUCUCCUAGGGUUUUGUUAUUGCUUUGCUCUGAUACCAUAUUGAAAGCAAUUAACAACAACCCGAGACUUACGUGGAAACCAGAGAACUGGGAGAAAAACCACGAUACUUUAGUUUUUAUUAUUUUUCUUAUGAAUACAAUUGGUACAAAUAGAGAAAAUAAAUAUAGUACAAUAGGAGUAAGAAAGGAAAAGAUCUAGGAAAUAUUUAGGAAAUAAAAUCUUAUAUAUUAUUCUUUCCGAAAAUACUCUAAGGACAAAGCCCUACUAAUUCUAACAGUAGGCUUUAAGGUUUUAUUUGUGAAGAUUAUGAUUUCAUAUUUAAGUUAAUGAAAGUGUUUUACAUUCCUACAUCAUGAAGUUGCAUCCUUUAUCUCUUUAAACAUGUGUAGCCAUAUACUGCUUUAACUUUAAGUUUAAACUGUAACAAUCUAUUCUUUCAGUGCAAAUCAUACUUACGGUUGCUGAACAUCAUAGUGCCAUUGUUCCUUGGCAACUUAUAGCUGAAAGGACCGGUGUUGUUCUGAAGUUUGUAAGUUUAGGUGAACAUAAUGUCCCAAACUUACUAGAGUUAAAGGAAAUGUUUUCAACAAAAACAAAGCUUGUGGUUACCUAUCAUGUCUCAAAAUGUACUGGGUACACCAUUCUAUUUGAUAUUUAGCAUUUUUUUUAAUCUAUUUCCUUUUUAUACCAUUCAAUUUAUAAACAUUACUCAAAUAAAACAAGUAGUAGGUGAAUAUUUCAAACUGAAGUGUUAUCAUAUUACUUCAGUUAUCACACUUCUAGUGGAAAGGUUUGCAGCUGAAUAAAAAUAAUAAAGUCAAAUGAAUGAAGAAUGAAAAGAACUGUCAGACAUUUUUCCUUCUCUUGAUCUGUGUCCAGUUACUCUUGAUAUCUUUCUAAUAAUAACUAUAUGCAAAUAGUGGAAUUCAGUAUGAUUUGAUUUUUUUCUCUGCAACUUAUGUUCUUCCAAUUGAAGAAAUAGUUGGCUUAGCACAUCAUUUUGGGGCAAAAGUGCUUGUAGAUUCGUGCUAGAGUGUUCUACACAUAGUUGUCGACAUCUAGGCACUUGAUGCUGACUUUCUUAUUGCUUCUUCUCACAAGGCAUUGGAUUCUUGUAGAUUGAUCUAUUGUUUGCAAUGCCUCCAUUCUUAGAUGGUGGAGAUUUCUUGACCAUUCCACAUUUGCACAACCUCGUUCCAGAUUUGAAGCUGGGACGCCUACAAUUGGAGAAGCAAUUGGUUUGGGGAGCUGCUAUUGAUUAUCUAUCUAGGAUCGAAAUGCAAAAAAUUCAUAGUUACGAAGAAGAAUUGGCGAAUUAUCUAUAUGAAAACCUUCGUGCAGUCCCUAACAUUCGAAUAUAUGGCCCAGCUCAAUUUAGACUUUAGUGUAUUUAUAAAUUAUUUAAUUAAGCAACGGUUUCAUGGACUACAUUUUUUCUACAUAAUUAUCGAUGUAUACAUUGUUGACACUUACCUGCCUUUGUUUUUUUUCAAUACAAAGUCUCAAAUUCCCUGGGAUCAAAAUUAUAGUGACUCGUUGAACUAGUAUAUGAGAUUUUAAUUAUUGCUUAAUUAGCCAUGUUAUU